AUGGCCUUUCACUCUGUGCUCUUUGUUUUCUUAGCUGGACUGGUAUUUUUCUCUGAAGCUGCACCACUGGUCUCCCAUGGCUCUGUUGAUUCCAAAUGCCCUCUCAUGGUGAAAGUGCUGGAUGCAGUCAGAGGAAGUCCUGCAGCUAAUGUAGCUGUUAAAGUCUUUAAAAAGGCUGCAGAUGGAAGCUGGCAGGACUUUGCUACUGGGAAAACCACAGAGUAUGGGGAGAUCCAUGAGCUCACAACAGAAGAAAAGUUUGUAGAAGGAAUAUACAGGGUUGAGUUUGACACCAGCUCUUACUGGAAGGGACUUGGCCUUUCCCCAUUCCAUGAAUAUGCUGAUGUGGUGUUCACUGCUAAUGAUUCCGGUCACCGCCACUAUACCAUUGCCGCUCUCCUCAGUCCUUUCUCUUAUUCAACCACUGCUGUUGUCAGUGAUCCCCAGGAAUAAACAUGUACUGUCAUUACACAAAUACUCUCCUCCCCUAGAACUAUCAUAGGCUUUUAGGAGGAAGGUUUUUCCUAUUGCUAAUGCAUAACUUUUUGCUACAUUAGUUUUUUUCCUAUUUUGUAAUCUGGCAAACUUCAGACAAGUCAAUAAAAUGUUACUUCUUUAAAACA
Messenger RNA from Gavia stellata (red-throated loon), 623 nucleotides. RefSeq names its product transthyretin. Gene Ontology annotation, biological process: purine nucleobase metabolic process. The transcript is spliced from 4 exons. Gene Ontology annotation, molecular function: thyroid hormone binding. The record is from RefSeq and is a predicted model, not a curated record. Bases 1 to 453 code for a protein of 150 amino acids. Lineage: Eukaryota; Metazoa; Chordata; Aves; Gaviiformes; Gaviidae.